AUUUGAGUAUAAAUAUUGGCGUGGCAACUUGGCUCCCUGUAUGUGCGUGUUCUUGGCCACCUCAUGGAUGCGGCACCCUGGCUGCAGCCGAACAGGCGCACAACGAGAGCCGCCAGCAGCAGACGGCAACCAUCGAGGCCAUGACCGUGGAGCUUCGACAGCUGCAGGUGGGUAUAGAUGAGUACACGGACGAGCGAGCGAGUGGGCUGGGGGCAUGUCAUACAUGUCUGGAUGUCUUUGUGUGUGGGUGUGUCAUUUCAUGUGUGUGCAGGAUGCCAAAAAUGAGGUGGAGGGCCGACUGCAGGGGCAGAUGACGCGCAAUAUCGAGCUGGCGCACGCCCUUAAGACCGCCCAACAGCAGAUCAAGGUACGCACAUACACCCAACCUGCCUGACCUGUGUUGUGUUGUGUUUGGUUGUGUAUGUCAGAGUGCUGUUGACCGACAGUCCGCCUCCCAGCAGAGCCAUUGUGGCGACAGGGCGGGCGAUGCGGCCGAUGCAAUGCACGAGAUCCGGCGACUGAGGGGCGAGAUUGAGCGGCUGCGGGCAUUGAUCACGAAGUCACACCACCACGCCGAGCGCUUCAAACAGGCUACCGACAAGCAGGUAUGUACGCAGCCGCAGCCGAAAGUCUUGACCCUGUGUGUCCUUCGCUCAUUCAUCCUGAUCUCUGCAACGCUCUGCUCUGUUCUGCCUGCCCGAUCGACCAUGCAGGCUGAGUCGCUCAAGAUGGCGCUGCAGGCAUCCAACAAGAAGGCCAGCCUGUAUGCCGAGCAGGUCGCCUCCCUCUCCCGACAGCUUUCUGAGUCGACGGUGCGGCACGGGCAGAGGGGGACCAUGCUGCUGCACGAGCUGCAGCGACGGCCCCAACCCCGCCCAGCGCUUGAGCACUAUGCCAUGGCUAUAGGGGCUCUGUAUCCUCGACUAUUCGGUCAGUGAAGACAGACAGACAGACCAAGUGCGGACUGCACAUAGCCGCGUCUCUCUGUCUGUCUGUCUGUCUGUCUGUGGGUGUGUCUUUUGUCUUGGUGCAGGAGGGCGAGGCGACCGACGGCAGUGAAGGACACAGGCCAGGCUGUGUUGAAUUGAUUGCAAGAUGUGAUUUCGGAUUGGCUGUGUGAGUAGGUGGGCUGACGUGGUUGUGUGACUGAGG
Messenger RNA from Vitrella brassicaformis, 1152 nucleotides. The record is from the annotation of a GenBank genome assembly. NCBI's taxonomy places the organism in Eukaryota, Vitrellaceae.